This is a messenger RNA of Scatophagus argus, 3414 nucleotides long. RefSeq names its product transmembrane O-mannosyltransferase targeting cadherins 4 (gene tmtc4). The transcript is spliced from 16 exons. Lineage: Eukaryota; Metazoa; Chordata; Actinopteri; Scatophagidae. Gene Ontology annotation, molecular function: protein binding; mannosyltransferase activity. The record is from RefSeq and is a predicted model, not a curated record. Gene Ontology annotation, cellular component: endoplasmic reticulum. Gene Ontology annotation, biological process: endoplasmic reticulum unfolded protein response; protein O-linked glycosylation via mannose. The coding region runs from base 498 to 2471 and encodes 657 amino acids.
GUGUUUGCAGUCUGUCCGUGUAUAUUUGUUGACAGCCGCGAGUAGUCCGUCUGCACAUCUCUGGAACUGUCUUGUGUCUGAACAUCGUCACAAUUUCUGCCAAAAUGUUUGAAAUAAUUAGAGCGUAGUGCUGCUAUAGCUACUACCGUGCGUCUGUCAUGUUUAUGCCGUAAUAGUGGGAAUGUCACCCGCUAACAACACAUGCUAAAAUUAAGCUUUAUUAGCCUGCUAACAUCCAAGGCACCCUGCACGUUACACCGUCAUGUGUCUGUGACAGCGUAAUUAUUUUAACUCUUAUACAGUGCAAAGCUAAUUACCACGAUUGUUUGAAGGCAUGACCAUUGGCUUCUUCAGCGAGAUGUUUACUGUUUCCAGUUAGCCAGCCGGCAAAGAAGCUAACAUGGGAGUUACACCAGACAGGCUGACCUCUCACAACAUGCCUCUCAGAAGUUAAGGUACUAGAUGAUUAAACAGAAUGACCAAAGACUCCAUGCAUCAUGGCAUUAUCUGAAGUUCAUUGGGAUCGCCAGAUACCCCUGCCAAAGCUCACUCCAGCUCAAGCCAAGGUCACUGUCGCCCUGGUGGCACUCCUGUGCUUCAUUAACAGUUAUGACGGGGAGUUUGUGUUUGAUGAUUCAGAAGCAAUUGUCAACAACAAGGACUUGAGACCAACGACACCCCUCAGCAACAUCUGGAGCAAUGACUUCUGGGGAAGCAACCUGAGUAGCAACAUCAGUCACAAAUCUUACCGACCUCUCACAGUCCUUACAUUUAGGCUGAACUACCUCUUGGCAGGAGGCCUGCACCCUGUUGGCUUCCACGUGCUUAACAUCAUCCUCCAUGCUGUCAUAUCUGCCCUUAUGAUUGACGUGUUUGCUAUACUGAUUGGAGGGCUUGCCUAUGAUGAAAAGGGUAGGAUGCUGAACCAUGCUCCCAAGACCUCUCUGCUUGCUGCCCUCUUCUUUGCUGCACACCCGAUUCACACUGAAAGUGUGGCAGGUAUAGUGGGUCGGGCAGACCUUUUGUGUGCUCUGUUCUUCCAGCUUUCUUUCCUCACCUACUGCAAAGCUUUCAGUGGAGGGAAUGACAGAGAUGACAGGUUUUCUGUCCAGUGGGUUGUGGUCAGCCUCUUGCUGUGUGCUGCAGCGAUGCUGUGUAAAGAGCAAGGCAUCACAGUCUUGGGUGUGAAUGCAGCCUUUGAUGUCCUCCUAAUCUGUAAUGUUAACAUGUAUGAACUCAGCCAGAGGCUGCUCCUUAGGAAGAAUUCACUUGAUGUAAGCGAGAUAUUGCGAAAGGGGCUGCUUACACGAUUGGCUCUCAUGGCUCUCGGAGGACUGUCAAUGCUCUAUGCACGCUGGAGGAUCAUGGGAACAGGACCACCGGCAUUCACUGAAGUGGAUAACCCUGCUUCUUUUGCAGAAAAUAUACUUCUUCGAAUACUGAACUAUAAUUACUACUACUCUCUGAAUGCCUGGCUGCUGCUGUGUCCCUGGUGGCUGUGUUUUGAUUGGUCCAUGGGCUGUGUUCCUCUCAUUAAGUCAGCCACUGAUUGGAGGAUGGUGUGGCUGUUGCUGCUCUGGUGCAUCCUGAUAGGCUUGAUAAACCAAGCCUUAUGCUCACAGGACAGCCAGAGAAGGAGGACAUUGACCUUGGGUCUGGUGCUGCUGAUCGUCCCUUUCCUGCCGGCCUGUAACAUUUUUUUCAGGGUGGGCUUCGUCAUUGCUGAGAGAGUGCUUUACCUGUCUUCAGCUGGCUACUGCCUACUGCUAGCCUACUCCCUGGGACACUGCUGCUGCCGCUGGUCCAAAUACAGGAAGCUGCUGUGUGUGUCUACGCUUGCACUUCUGUGUGUGUAUGUAGCUCGCUGUGCUCUCCGCAGUCAGCAGUGGCAGUCAGAGCAAAGCCUCUUCACCAGCGCCCUGUCCGUGUGUCCGCUCAAUGCCAAGGUACAUUAUAAUGUAGGCAAGAACCUGGCUGACAGAGGAAAUACCACUGCUGCUAUUGGAUAUUACAGAGAGGCAGUCAGGCUUCAUCCUUCCUACGUCCAUGCCAUGAAUAACCUGGGGAAUAUCCUUAAGGAGAGGAAUGAACUGAUUGAGGCAGAGCAGCUGUUGUCUAAAGCUGUUUCUAUUCAGCCUGACUUUGCUGCAGCGUGGAUGAAUCUGGGUAUCGUUCAGAACAGCCUGCAGAAAUUUGAGGAAGCAGAGAAGAGCUACUGGAAUGCCAUUCGCUUCCGUAAAAAAUACCCAGACUGCUACUAUAACCUAGGACGCUUGUAUGCUGACCAGAACAGACAUGUUGAUGCCUUGAACGCAUGGAGGAAUGCAACCAUGUUAAAGCCUGACCACAGCCUGGCUUGGAACAACAUGGUCAUUCUGCUGGACAACACUGCUUGUUCCAGCAUUAACAGCCAAGAAACACAGCACUGUUAUUUUGGAAAGGCAGGAAAUCUAAAUGGCCAACAAGAUUAGACCGGAAGAGCAGGAAUCAGUAAUGCUUGAAAUUUAUGUAUUAAAGCUUUGUGUUGUGAGUUUUGAAGGCACUCUUCCCUGCCGUGUGGAGAAUGCUCUGAUUUCCAAAAAGCUCGAGCCGUUUUGUCAGAAGCUGCUCCCGUGGGGGCGGAGUCUCCCAGGAGGGCACUGGAACUGUCCAAUCAGAGCCCAGUAUGUUCCUGAUCAAACAUGGGCAAGCACAGCCAGAACAGCGCCCCCUCAGAGUUCCCCCACCGCAUUUGUUCCCCAAAUCUGACAGAAAUAAUUCUACUCCUCUCCCCAGCUACCCCACCAAACAAAAAAAGAGAGAAAAGCAGAACAAUAGGUGUCAUUUUCAAAUAGCAAGGAAUGGGGAAUAUUCUUUUCUCUUUGAUGCUCAAUCCCCCCUCUUUUGUUUUGAUCAUUACACAAACAAAAGGCGGAAUCAGUGUACAUUCAGGCUCUCAGCCACGGUCACACAUGUGGUCACAUGUUUGUAAGCUGUGUGUCAAGGGCACAGGCCAUGACUCAUGACGUGGCUGUCGUUGUCGUCUUUCUGUCUGUCUCUCUACCUGUCUCUCUCUUUCUCGCUCUCUCUUUCUCCACUUCUGGCCAGACAUCAGAUGGGUCUGUGACAGAGAUCAAUAACCCAGUGGGCCUUGUGUUCAACCUUAAUUAGGAGACUAAACCGCUCCUCCAUGUGUGGAGAGGGAAAAACUCAGCUUUAGAUACUGCUGACAAAUAAAGGAAGCAGUCAGAUUUUCUCCAUACCAGCUGUUUUUAUAUUGUAUGAAUGUUAACACACAGUUUUAGUGGCGUGUAUGUUGGCUAAUGCAUCAGUAGAUUACACUAAAAGUAUAUGUGAGCGUGUGUCAAGUUUUAUGUGCUAUGUGUGUGUGUGUGUGUAUCAGCAGGAGUUAAUGUCUCACAUUUCAUACAUGUU